Messenger RNA from Lactuca sativa (garden lettuce), 701 nucleotides. Lineage: Eukaryota; Viridiplantae; Streptophyta; Magnoliopsida; Asterales; Asteraceae. The record is from RefSeq and is a predicted model, not a curated record.
CAUACCCUAAUUAAAUCGCCAUGGAAAUGCUUCCUGUCAAACCCACCCAGAACUGCACUAGAAAGAAACAUACCAAAAACAAGCUUAAAGUCGUCUACAUAUCUUCUCCUAUGAAGGUUAAGACCAGCGUCUCAAGGUUUCGAUCCCUUGUCCAGGAGCUCACAGGUCGUGACUCCGAUAUUAGCCGCUACAAUGUUGAUCGUAAUUGCUUCGAUCCUGUUGCACCAGCCUUGACUCCAACCACGAGUCCACAAGGUGAGAAGGCAGUUGAAAGUUGUGAUGAAAAAGGUAUGCACUUCACUGGCUCGGAGUCUCUUCUUGAUGAUGUGUUUGGAGUUGAGCAGUUGGAAGGGAUGUUCCCCUCUUAUUCUUUAUACGAGUCAUGGUUGCAGUAAAUGGUGUUCGAGAGAGGUUUGUUGGGUUAUCGAGUUAGAAGGGUUGUAUUAGAGACGUGAGAAUUUUAAAAAGAGGUGUAAUGAGAAUCUGGUAACAGUGACGAGUAUCUAACCCACGAACAAUUGGUCGAAAAGAUCAGCUCUUGAUGUCAAUUGAGUGAAGACUUGAUAUGUUCCUUGAUAUGUGUUAUGUAAUAUGAUCGGUGUUUUUUUAACUGUGAUGGUAUUUAUUUGAGUUCUAGAAUGUGAUAAUUAUGAGUUAAAGACUAAAAUAAUAAUAGGAUGUAUUUUCUUUCUUCGUAUAGA